Clarias gariepinus (North African catfish) is the source of this 3649-nucleotide messenger RNA. It is a transcript of the gene vipr1a, whose product is annotated as vasoactive intestinal peptide receptor 1a. The transcript has 13 exons. Gene Ontology annotation, biological process: cell surface receptor signaling pathway; adenylate cyclase-modulating G protein-coupled receptor signaling pathway. The record is from RefSeq and is a predicted model, not a curated record. Gene Ontology annotation, cellular component: plasma membrane. Gene Ontology annotation, molecular function: vasoactive intestinal polypeptide receptor activity; G protein-coupled peptide receptor activity; peptide hormone binding. Bases 94 to 1422 code for a protein of 442 amino acids. Lineage: Eukaryota; Metazoa; Chordata; Actinopteri; Siluriformes; Clariidae.
GUUACCGGAGCGGAGUUUGCGCGCGGAGGCGCCGGUGUGGAGUGAGAGCGGGAGAGAGGAACGGGAACCGGGAGAACACGACUUACAGAGACAAUGGACGCGUUGAGGACAGUGCUGGCGCUGUGUGUGAGCUGUUUACUCGGACCGAUGUUAUCAGUCCAGAUGUGCGACGUCAGGAUCGACCUGGAGAUGGAGAGAGAUGAGUGCAUGGCAAAGCUGCAAAAUGUCACAACAGGUUGCAGUGGCGAAUGGGAAUUUGCCUGUUGGCCGUCGGCGUCUGUCGGAGAGCUGGUCACCCUCCCUUGCCCCAAAUACUUUGCUCAUGUCAGUGACCGGGAAGGUAAUAUAUCAAGGAUAUGUACAGAGGAAGGAUGGAUGGUCCUCGACUCUACAGCGAGCGCCGAGAUCUGCGGCUUUAACCUCAACUUCACUGGGGUGGACCUGGAUGUUUCUCAUGGUGAAUUCCUGAGAUCGGUGAGGAUCGGAUACACCAUCGGCCACUCCGUGUCUCUGGUGUCCCUCGUCAUCGCCAUCUUCAUUUUGUGCUUUUUCAGGAAACUCCACUGCACAAGGAACUACAUCCACAUUCACCUCUUCCUGUCAUUCAUCUUAAAGGCCGUGGCAGUGAUGAUGAAGGACGUAGCGCUCUACGAGGUGGAUCCAGAUGAGUGCAACCCUAGUUCUGUAGGGUGCAAGGCCGCGAUGGUGUUCUUCCAGUAUGGUGUCAUGGCCAGCUUCUUUUGGCUGCUGGUGGAGGGCCUCUACUUACACGCACUCCUCGCCGUCUCCUUCUUCUCCCAUAGGAAGUACUUCUGGUGGUACAUCCUGAUUGGCUGGGGAGUCCCAGCGCUCUUCAUCACCAUAUGGAGCGUUACUAAAGCCUACUUGCAUGAUGUCGGAUGUUGGGAUUUUAUUGAUGACGACCUGUGGUGGAUUAUAAAAACCCCCAUUUUGCUAAUAAUCCUGCUGAAUUUCAUCCUCUUCAUUUGCAUCAUCCGGAUUCUUCGUCAGAAAAUCAACUGCAGAGACAUCGGCAGAAACGAAUCGAACCAGUACUCGAGGUUGGCGAAAUCCACUUUGCUUUUGAUCCCCCUGUUUGGAAUAAACUACAUCAUCUUUGCCUUCAUGCCUCAUCACGUGCGCUCUUACAUGCGGCUGGUGGUCGACCUUAUCUUGGGCUCUUUUCAGGGCUUCUGCGUUGCCAUCCUGUACUGUUUCCUAAACGGAGAGGUGCAGUCUGAAAUAAAGCGGAAGUGGCGCCGGUGGCACAUGCAGAGGUUUCUGGGCACCGAAACCAAGUACCACCAGCCUUCUCUGGCCAGCAACGGGAGCACCUCCAACACCCAGAUCACCAUGCUGACCAAGUGCAGCCCCACCACGCAACGCAUCUCCGGCUGCAUGGACGACUUCUCCAGCAUUUGAGCUGACUGAAUAACCUACUAUCCAAAACAAUCCAGGACUCUCCCACGCUCCUGGGUCGAGCUCAAGCCCUGAACUCGUUUCCAUCAUCACGAUGUGAACAGCAUGGCGGCGGAAUGCUGCGGAAUUUAGAUGGUCGGUGUUAAACAGGCAUGCAGUGUAAGUGUAUCCAUGAUACCAAGGCUCAUGUUCUUAGUCAUUCUAGUGGCCUGAAAAAGGGGGACCGGGGGCGGAAAGGACAGGUUUUUUUCUGUUUUUACUGUUUCUGGACAUUUAGGAAAUGCAAAUAUUUUUUAACAGAAUCUGUGAGCAAAGAACAGAAGCAGAAGGUUGCAGUCUGCAUUCAGUAAUGAAGUGGAAUAGUGUCCUGUCCGAAUCCUGGAUCACACACACCACACACAUAAAAACACUCCUCCCAGUUCAGGUUUAGAUCAACAUUGUGAGGUCUGACGUUUCGUGCCGUCAUCAUCCUUCAUAUGGACCUAAUUAUCCUGCUCUAGUUGGAUGUAUAUUGUCACUUAUUAAACCCCUAAUUAUCCUUAAGGUGACCUCAGAGGUGUGUAUUAGGUCUAUUUUAUGUCUGGAUGUGACCGUUAAGAACAAUCUUAUCGUCUUGUCUAUUUUUUCCUAAUUGUUUGCUAUGCUAAUGUUUUAAUUGCAAACUGACAGUUAUAAAGAAUGUUUAACUUUUUCAUUCCAGUGUAUUUAUCAUCUUUGUAUGUAUAUAUGUACAGUAUGUAAGUAUGUGUGUUUAAAUUUCUCGAGGUUUCAUGCCUGUGAUAUACUUUUAUCGAUCUUUCUGUAAAUGUUGGCAUUGUGAGUUGUAGUGUUUGUAUUGUGUAUGAAGUGUAUUAAUGUGCUAUAUUAGUUCUGACAGUUCCAAAUACUCAUAUUUUUAUAUUUGUAAAUGUAGUUUAUAAUUUUCGGACCAGAGUGUCUGCGACUGAUCACAUUAUCGGUAGAACUUUCAUGAACAUGUUAAUUAGGGCUGGGAAUCACCAGGAACCACCCAAUACGAUAUUACCACAAUAUCUAGGUGUUGAUUCUAUUUUUUUUGUGAUUCUGUAAAUACCAUAAUUUUAUAAAUAUCUCGAUUCAGUGUUAAUCACCCCAUACACUCAUACACUUUUGUUCUUUUUUUUUUCUUUUUACAUACAAACAUUGCAGAUAUUCACUCCUGCCACACUGGACGUUGUGCUCCCUGCCAAUGUGUGAAUAGUUUAGAGUGCACCACCUGUAGGAUUACAGAGGAACUGCUACGUUUUACAACCUCAAAUGCAAACAUAACAUAAAUUAAAAAUUUAUUUAAAAAUAUAUAUUUUGGAGUCAGCGUGGUCAUACAUGAGUUGCCACCCUGAGGAAUCACCAUACACUCACUCUCACUCAUCUUCUAUACCGAUUUAUCCUGUCUUUAGGGUCACAGGGACCUGGAGCCUAUUCCAGAAGAGGUAGGGCACGAGACAAGGUACACCCUGGCCAGGGUGCCAAUCCAUCGCAGGGCAGAAUCGCCAUACAUAACUUUUUUGUAUAAGAGAAGAUUUUUGUUAUAUAAGUCUAGGAUGUUAUGCUCAGAUUGCUCAGUUAAAUUACUGUGAAGAUAUUUAAUUUAUAAUACAAGAUAUUUUAUUUCAUGACUUGCAUCUUGUGGCGUUCUGUUCUCCUAGACAGCAAAUAAAAGGCGAGCGAAUAAGACGCCGGUGGUGAGUGUCUGAGAGAGAUACCAUCUUUGUUUACCCGUCCUCUAGAAUCUACUCCAUCUGUUAUUUAUCCGCUAAAUCCCUUGUUAAAUUUUUCCCAAAUCCCCCUUACUUUCAGCGACAUUCAUAUGGGUCCGGCACUUUCCGGCGUGCAACACUCGACCCCACCAGACGCGAAGGCCAGACUGAGCACUUGGACUCGAUUUCUAAUUUGAUAAGAAAUCAGGAACAUUGCUUUAUUUUAAUAAACUAGAUGAUCCGUAAUAAGACACUGGUCCACUGCCAACUAAACUGAACUACGAGCGGUACGGUCUUGGAGAGUUUCCUGUGGUGGAACGUGUACAGCUACAUAGCCCUAGCGACACUGGAGACUCCUUCCAUAAACAGUUUCUUUGUUAAUAUACAAAGGUCUUUAAUAUCUAUUUUAUGAUGAUGCUUAGCAUGUCAAGCAUAAAAAUCCCUGUGGAUGAGCUGUUUCUGUAGACGUGCUGAUGUACACAUGUGGACGAAUUUACUGGUAUUGUUCCAUUAAA